Messenger RNA from Penicillium paradoxum, 1614 nucleotides. RefSeq lists its product as uncharacterized. The transcript has 2 exons. NCBI's taxonomy places the organism in Eukaryota, Fungi, Ascomycota, Eurotiomycetes, Eurotiales, Aspergillaceae. The coding region runs from base 1 to 1614 and encodes 537 amino acids. Gene Ontology annotation, molecular function: RNA polymerase I core promoter sequence-specific DNA binding; TBP-class protein binding. Gene Ontology annotation, cellular component: RNA polymerase I core factor complex. Gene Ontology annotation, biological process: nucleolar large rRNA transcription by RNA polymerase I. The record is from RefSeq and is a predicted model, not a curated record.
AUGGGGGUUGGCGAUUAUGUCCACGCCAAAGAAGGUGGGCAAGCUCGUGGAGCGCCCGAUAAGGCUGCUCAGUCUCGCCAGCAACGUGCAGAACAGGCCAGAGUUGAGGUACCAGUCACACAGCUAGUCGACCCAGGCCCCCCAUUUUCCAAUGGUAGAAAUGGCUCGCUAGAACUCCAUGGCACAUCUCAAGCUCCAAAUCAGCCCCGCACUCUUUCUGCACAAGGAUUGCAACGGGAUAGGGAUGUCUUUGACACUGAUGUGGAGGCAAUUGAUGAUUCAACCGUGGCGGGAAAUAGUGUUUACGGAUAUGAUGACAAUAAAUCUCAGGCAGCGUCAAGUACCAAUGCUGCUUACACCACCAGCCUUGACCCGCAGCCGAUGUACCAGCCACGGCCUGCGCGGCACGCUUACGGGUCGAAUUGGUACGAAGGCCUAGGCGACCAAGCCAUGAAAAAGGCCGGUUUCGAUUCGGAUGAUUUUGAUGACUUUGGAAGCCGAAUUACUUCGUCUCUCGGUGGAGAUGGGGGGGAUGGUGAAAAGGCCGACGAAGCAGGCGAUUGGCAAAUGUCGCACAAACCGCGCAUGAGCGAAGAGCCGUUGAGCAAGCGACUAGAGAACUUCUGGUCGGCUAGCAGAAAAAGAACAUCUUCCCGUCAGCCUGCUACUAAGGACUCUGACCCCGAGCGCCAGCCCCAGGCUCAACCUAAGUCUAAGCCGCGGAAAUUGGGUCAAAUGCUUCCCCCCACGGGCCCUAGGAAAAUAGUUCUCCCUCAUGGCACAUCGGCCACUCCUAGGUCACGUUUUAGUCCACCAAAGCCUUCACUUCUCGAGCAACUUGACCAACAACUUGAUUCAUCGCCUACUCGCCAUCACUCGCAGCCCCCACCAGAUGCAGGUCAAACAAUCAGCAUUGCAGCAUUCCAGGAACAAGACCAUAGCGACGACGGAAGCGAUGAUGGUAUGGAUCAUACCAUCCGCGCUGAUAGCAGACGGGAAAGCGGCGGGCAUUCCAUCAAUGCCUUCGAUAUGACUAGUCUGACCGACCUAGACGUCGACGAAACUAUGCAUGAUCCGUUCUUUGCUCGCGAGUCGCACGACUCGCAUGUGUCGCAUGUGUCGCAUGUGUCGCAUGUGUCGAACGAGCCUACCAGCCGUAAAGCGAUCACUAGAAGCAGACUACCCCCGGAACUACUUUACCAGAAAUCCUUCUCCGAGCUGCAAGCUGAGCCUUUUGACAAGUCCCCCACUCCUCCUCCACCCAUCAAAUCACCUUCCUUACCUCCAAACCCACCUUUUGUCCCGGACACCCAUGAGCCUAAGAAUGCCGUCUCUCACCUGCUGUCCUUGACAGGGGAAGAACGCCAAACCUACUUGUCGCACAUGACCAUGGAUGAAUGGGAGGAUUGCGGAGACCAAAUGAUCGACCGAUUUUCCGAUCUGCUAUCAGAAAUGAAGAAUCUCCGGCGUGCCCGUCGUCGCACAGCCGCGGUGUUUGAAGGGGAAGUCAAGCGCCGCCAUGAUGAAGUUGAAACACAGAACUCGGAUCUAACGAACAAAUUGACCCAGAUGAGAACCGGGGGCGCAGAGGUUUUGCGCGGACGCCAUCAAUGA